AUGUUCCUGUCAAGAUCCCACUGUUCUCUGCGCCCAGCACCGUUCGCCUCAACUCUGCGAUUGCCCGUUGCUGGCCGUGGCAGGCGUGCAAUGUCGUCUCACUACACGCUUGACACAUACCUAGUCUCGCCGGCUGAUCUCAAUUCGGCAUUGCAGAAAAAUGUAUACAGCAAACUCUCCACAGCGCCGAGAGUCAUCCCUCUAUGCGCCUCGUGGUUUCUCCCCAAUGAUGGACGAAAUGGCUACGAUACCUACGUUGCGCAACGCAUACCGCAUGCACGCUUCUUCGAUCUCGAUGCUGUCAAAGAUCCACAUUCGCCAUAUCCGCACAUGUUGCCUCCACCCGAGCUGUUCGCCGACGCAAUGAGAAAACUGGGUAUACGAAGAGAGGAUAGCGUCGUCGUAUAUGACAGCAAGGAGAUGGGUAUCAUCUCCGCACCGAGAGUAGGCUGGACGUUGCAGGUCUUUGGACAUCCCAAUGUACAUGUACUAAACAACUUUCGCAAAUGGGUUGAGGAAGGGUAUCCGACAGAAAGCGGCGAGCCCGAGAAAGUGUCUCCAGUUGAUUAUCCAGUCCCUGAAUUAGAGGCCAGCAGGGUGACCGCGUUCGAAGAGGUGCGGGACAUCGCGAAGGAGCAGGGUAAGGAGGGCGCCGAGGAGGUUCAAAUUCUGGAUGCACGGAGCUUGGGACGGUGGAAGGGCACUGAUCCAGAGCCUAGAGAAGAGUUAUCUUCCGGACACAUACCGCAUUCCAUUUCGGUUCCCUUUACCGAUCUUCUUGACCCAAAAGACAAGACCAUUCUACCAGCUUCUGAACUCAAAGCGGUCUUCAAAACAAAAGGCGUCGACCCUUCCAAGCCUAUCGUGAGUAGUUGCGGUAGUGGUGUUACAGCGGCGAUUGUCGAUGUUGCACUCAACGAAGCUGGCUUUCCCACCCAGCAAAGGCGGAUUUACGAUGGUAGUUGGACUGAAUGGGCACAACGUGUGAAGCCAGGUGAAGGCCUGAUCCGAAAGUCAGAAUAG
This is a messenger RNA of Plenodomus lingam JN3, 1023 nucleotides long. RefSeq lists its product as uncharacterized. The record is from RefSeq and is a predicted model, not a curated record. Gene Ontology annotation, cellular component: mitochondrion. Lineage: Eukaryota; Fungi; Ascomycota; Dothideomycetes; Pleosporales; Leptosphaeriaceae. Gene Ontology annotation, molecular function: thiosulfate-cyanide sulfurtransferase activity.